AUGGUAUCAACGAAAGUACUACUCGCGAAUGGCUUAAUCGCCCUGUCGCCGACUUUCGUCUUGGCACAGUCGGCAUGUCCACGAGGACAGUGGGCGUAUGCUGCCUCUGUCUUUGCCGAUUAUUCACCCGCGCUCUCGUAUUGUUCUUCAAAUUACCCGGUCUCGCCAGAGACGUAUACAGCCACAUUUGAGAGCCCGGUCACGGCCACUGUCGAAACUUCCACGGCAACUUCUACUGUCGCCACUGUCACGAUCACCGCUGACACAACUACAAUCACAGUGACGGUGUUGACAGUGACGGAUACCAUCACUGCUACAGAUACCUUUACGACCACAACGACAGAGACGGGCAGUGUGACGUCCACUACAACGGUUCGUCACACCAGGCGGAAGCGCGCACUGCACGCCGAUCGCGCCUGGGACACCUGGUCAGCAGCAGCAGCCACCACACCAAAACCCAGUGACGUCCAAACAACAACUAGCUCUUCGACAGGCUCGCCUGACCCCACAGCUUCUGCUUGGAGCGCUUUGCUAUCGCAAGCCAGCUCUAUAAUCGAGGCCGUCUGCGCUUGCAUCGAAACCCCAUCGACCACGACGACCACAGUCACAACAGGCGCUACGACGAGUGUGACCGCUGUGACGACAGUUAGCGUGACCGAAACCGAGACCACGUAUGCUUUCUCAACCACGUUUAUUGACUUUCCUCUGACUUUUGGCAGUACUACGACUCCAGCUGUGAUCAGCCAAGCGACAGCCACCACGACUAGUACCUCGACAAGCACAUCUACAGUGACGGACACGACCACCACUACAACUACAGUGCUUUCAACGGAGACUGCUGCUCCCUUGCCCGCCUGCAACAGUCCAGACGGGAACGCCCCAGGAGUGGGUGGCUGUACCGGGUCCUGCUUCUGCGACAGCGAUGCGGAUGGCGUCAACGCUUACUGCACUCUGAAUUUCUUUUGCGAGUCCUCGUGUACUACAGAUGCCGACUGCGCUCUCGACAGUUUCUGUAGCGCAAGGGCUGAUGCCAUUGCGAACUGUGGAGGGCCAAUCUGUGAAAGUACUUCAGGAUGUGGCUCGACCCUCACCAAGAGAAGCCUCUUCGGACUUGGUGGAGAAGACAGAGCUGGGCGCAUCAUGGCGCGUGUGACAGAGGCACGGAGUAGCAUGACUACACCGUUGAAGCAACAUGUCAGAGCCACAAAUGUCUAUAGCAAAGAAGUACAAGGUCGCGGAACCGGCAUUUUUGCGGCACAUGAUAUCGCACCGAAAUCCGAGGUCAUGUUCGUCGCUCGGCCGUUGAUGGUGGCGCUGGAGACUCGACAUUUGCAGAGUCGUUGCUAUUAUUGCUACAGCUCUCCCGGGGAUCCUAGCCAAUCUCCCAGAAAUCCUGGGGUUCAGGCGUUGAAGACGUGCAGUGGUUGCAAGGUGGUCAAAUUCUGUGAUCAGAAAUGCCAGACUCGGGCUUGGUCAGAGUAUCAUCGUCUAGAGUGUAAGCUCUACGGCAGACUACACCCUCGGAUCCUCCCCAGCACGGCCAGAGCCCUCAUUCGACUCCUGAAGCAGCACAAGGCACACCUCCUCCCCCACGGUGAAUGGGAUCAGCUCCUGGCGCUGGAGACCCAUCGUGAGGACCUCAUCAAGGCUGAGGACCAGCGGUUCCAAGACAGCUUCAUCAUGAUGAAGGGCGUCAAAUCCUAUUGUGGCACCGACCACGACGAGGAGACGAUAUUUCGAAUUGCUUGUGUGCUGCUCAUUAACUCUUUCACUCUCACCACUCCGACAUUCGACUCUGUGGGAUUGAUCCUCCAUCCCAAGCCGGCUCUUCUAAACCACUCUUGUGACCCAAAUGCGUUUGUGAGAUUUGAUAUUCCCCCAGAGACCAGUCAUGAAGACUUUCCAUCUUACGGGAGCAUAUCUGUUCGUGCCUUGAGGCCGAUCGCCAGAGACGAGGAAGUGACGCUUUCAUACAUUGACACAACAUUCCCGUUCGAGAAACGACAAGAGGAAUUACGCACUCGGUAUUUCUUCACCUGCAGUUGUAGCUUGUGCUCUCAGGGUCGGGAUUGUCCUAGAGACAGAUUCCACCUGGAUAUACCUGUUGGGGCAACGGAUACAACGCAGCCGGCGAUGAAUGCCAUUAUUACCGAAGUUGGUGACGAGGCAGAGCAGUUUCUCACGGGCUUACAAUCCCAAUCAGGGGAGGAGCACACCCAGAUCGACAGCAUCAGACACAUCAUGCGUCGCCUGGCACGGACCAGGAGCUGGCCACUGCAUCGAUACCCUUGGCCCCAGUUGCGCCAGCAGCUACUCCUCGGGCUGAUCGCUUCGCAAAAGUAUUCCGAGGCCCUGCUCCACUCGGCAGUCCUCGCCAGACUGAUCCAUCCUGUCAUGUUCGAACAAGAACAUCACCCCAUUCGAGUGGUGCAGCUGUGGCAAUUCUGGAACCUGUGCCGCCAAUGUCUGGAGUCUCUCAUGCUGCGCGAGCGGUCGCCGGACGCCGUUCAGUAUGAACCGCGGAGGCUUGGACUGUUGAGCUGCGCGCUGAUCGACGACAUUUAUAGAAUCAUGAACGACGGGAUUAGGUCGGACGGAAAACUGGAAAUUCUAGUCGACGCCGCGCUUCAGAAUGUUAAGGGAGAAGGUGGGUUUUGGGGCGAAUACCAGCAAAAGAAGACGGAGACACGCCAAAAGACCCUUUUAUGGGUUGACGAGCAAGUCAAAGCGUUGUUACAGUCGGAAGAUGUCACUCAAGAUAUUAUUGAGCUGGCUUUUACGAGUUCAAGUACUCGGUAG
Fonsecaea monophora is the source of this 2799-nucleotide messenger RNA. RefSeq lists its product as hypothetical. The coding region runs from base 1 to 2799 and encodes 932 amino acids. NCBI's taxonomy places the organism in Eukaryota, Fungi, Ascomycota, Eurotiomycetes, Chaetothyriales, Herpotrichiellaceae. The record is from RefSeq and is a predicted model, not a curated record. Gene Ontology annotation, cellular component: nucleus. The transcript has 7 exons. Gene Ontology annotation, molecular function: protein binding.